Messenger RNA from Aspergillus udagawae, 969 nucleotides. RefSeq lists its product as uncharacterized. Gene Ontology annotation, molecular function: palmitoyl-(protein) hydrolase activity; carboxylic ester hydrolase activity. The transcript has a single exon. Gene Ontology annotation, cellular component: cytoplasm. NCBI's taxonomy places the organism in Eukaryota, Fungi, Ascomycota, Eurotiomycetes, Eurotiales, Aspergillaceae. The coding region runs from base 1 to 969 and encodes 322 amino acids. Gene Ontology annotation, biological process: protein depalmitoylation. The record is from RefSeq and is a predicted model, not a curated record.
AUGGUGGCUCAACUCUUCCCACCCCGCCAUGUCUACUUCCCCUCCACCCCCUCCCACACCUCCACCGUCAUCCUCCUGCACGACACCAACAGCACAGGCGCCGAGGUAGCCGCCGCGCUGGCCGCCUCAACAACAGCGACAGCUACAGCUGAAAAAUCUAUCUUCGAGCAUUUCCCCUCCUGCCGCUGGGUGUUUCCCUCUGCUCAGCCCCGCCAGAUAGAUACCUGCUAUGCAAGCAGGGGGAACUGGAUCAACGUCGACGUCGACAUUGAGGCAACCACAAGCUCAGACGCAGAUACAAACGAAGACGCAGACACAGACGCAAAUGCAGACGCAAACGUAGAUUCCCCUCAACAACGACAAGCACAGCUCAGCUCUUCCGCAGAAGCCAAAGACGACGACGAAAACAAAGCCGAAGCCCUAGAGGCCUGCGUAGAAUACAUGCUGCAAAUAAUAGAGGAGGAAGUCGGCCGGCUGGGCGGGGACAGUCGCCGCGUGGUGCUGGGUGGGUUCGGGCAGGGGAUGGCCGUUGCGAUUGCUACAUUACUCGCUGCGCGGAGACGAUUAGGUGGGUUCGUGGGUGUGAACGGGUGGGUUCCUUUCACGGAGAUGAUCGAGGGAUUAGGUGGCCGGGGCCGGGGCUGGCUUGCUGAAGAUGAGGCGAGGAUGGGAGGGUCAGAGGGCUCGUCAGGAGUGGACGGGGUUGAAGUGGAUUCUGAGGCUGGGAAGGCAUUGCUGGAGACUCCGGUUCUUCUGAGCUACCUUGAGGAUGACCCAUACGUGGAUACUCGGACGGGGUUGACGGCCUACGAGACAUUAAAUCGCUUGGGGUUUGUCAAGGUGGUUUGGGAUCCUCGUCCUGGUCCACAGCAAGGCGAGAAUUGGCUCUUAGAUGCGAGCCAGUUAGAUACAAUUGUGGGUUUCCUGGCAGAGGUGUUCGGUGGUGAGGAACAACAUCUCUGCUCAUGA